CCCAACCUGCUGCCUUCUUCCACCACAUUGCAUUACACCCAAAAACGGAACCUGAAACCCCCAUAGAUAGACAUCAGAGUUCUUCUCCACUUUUGGCAUGGCCAGUGUCCUGGGGAAUGUUUCUCCGUUUCUAGACCUCUCGGCCCCGCCUCCUCGGACGGUAGUUCCCGACCGCAGACCGCGCCUCUUCCCUUCCGACGCAGUUUUGAACCUGUUCAAGAAGGAUCUUCACCAGAAUCCUAAUUUUCAUGCUGCGUUUGAGUCGGUGUUCGAUCACAGGGAAAAACAUGUGAACAAGAGGAAAUUUAAUCAGUCCAAGGUGAACGAGGUGGAGUACGAGAACUCUAGCGACGACGAGAAUGGGAACGGUGUGGAAGAUGAGCUCGGUGAAGACGGUGGGUUUGAUUGGGAGGUGGAAAUGAGGAAGAAAGUGAAGGAAAUUGAAGAAAUGAGAGAGUUGGAGAAAAAAGCUGAAGAUUUACAGUACAAAGUUGAUCAGGAGUAUGGUGAUGAUGGUGAACCGAAUGAGGAAACUGAAGAACAGAAACGCAUGAGAGUUAAGAAGGAGCUUGAGAAGGUAGCAAAGGAACAAGCAGAACGAAGAAAAACAGCUCAGUUGAUGUUUGACUUGGGUCAAAAAGCCUAUGGAAAGGGUAUGUAUGGACGAGCCAUUGAGUUUCUUGAAGGUGCCCUCACAAUCAUUCCUAGACCCACCUUGUUUGGUGGUGAGAUACAGAUAUGGUUGGCUAUGGCUUAUGAAGCUAACAAUCGCCAUGCAGACUGCAUUGCCCUGUAUAAGCAAUUGGAGCAGAAACAUCCUAGCAUGUCUAUUCGCCGACAGGCUGCUGAUCUGCGAUACAUAUUGCAAGCACCAAAGCUCAAGAUAACACAGGAAGAGAUGGUAACCAUCCCCCUAAUUGGUUCCAGUUAUGAUAGUUAUGCGGCAACAUGGACUGAUAAACACAAGGACAAAGACAAGAAGUUCAGUGGGUCGACAACAAAUCAGCUCCCGUCAGACCGAGACUACUUGGGAGACUUCUUGACCUGGAAACCGCCAGUGGGGCUGGAGAAGAACCAGGCGUUCUGGGUUUCGUUAACCCUCUGGGUAGGCCUUGUCGGAGCAGCGCUCUUUCUACAAAGAUGAAGCGCGUGCGUAAUAUAUGUACAGCUGCUGAAUCACACGAUGUUACUUUGUGUUAUAUUAUUUGUUUACCCUCCCUGGUAUCGUUGGAUAGCAUUAAAGAACAAUUAAGCCACAGUCAGUGUGGUCUGUUGUGGUUUAUGUAUGUUUGAAAGACGCAAUGCAUAUAGUAAUAACGUAACCUCUUCCAACACCGAUGAUGUCCGGUGGGUGUAAUUUUUGCUCUGUAGUAUUGUCAACUUACAUUAAUAAUUUGGAACUCUUUAAAAUUGUGCCCAAGUUUGGUCGUAAUCAUACUAUAGUAAUAUAUUAUAUUUAUGAUA
Molecule: messenger RNA, 1464 nt
Organism: Andrographis paniculata
Lineage: Eukaryota; Viridiplantae; Streptophyta; Magnoliopsida; Lamiales; Acanthaceae
Exons: 4
Coding region: 98-1144 (348 amino acids)
Cellular component (GO): chloroplast thylakoid membrane
Molecular function (GO): protein binding
Source: RefSeq, a predicted model, not a curated record